Messenger RNA from Aureobasidium subglaciale EXF-2481, 5547 nucleotides. RefSeq lists its product as uncharacterized. The transcript has 2 exons. Gene Ontology annotation, biological process: establishment of protein localization to chromatin; regulation of gene expression; establishment of mitotic sister chromatid cohesion. Gene Ontology annotation, molecular function: chromatin binding. The coding region runs from base 1 to 5547 and encodes 1848 amino acids. Gene Ontology annotation, cellular component: Scc2-Scc4 cohesin loading complex. Lineage: Eukaryota; Fungi; Ascomycota; Dothideomycetes; Dothideales; Saccotheciaceae. The record is from RefSeq and is a predicted model, not a curated record.
AUGGCGCAUCCUAAUGGCGCAAACUACACGAAUGGGAACCGCAAGCCUAUGCGUGUUCCUUCAGUUGCGGAGGCUCUACCAUUCUCGCCAUUCACGUCUAUCGUGCCCUUCACUCUCGACGCCAUACCUCCUCCCUUGGCCCUUCCCUCCGCUCCCGCGCAGAUCUUCUCGUCCGAAGAACAAAAGAUCUCGGCUCAUGGAAUGCUAGAGCGACUUGAUGCACAAGCCAACAAUGCUGAAAGAGCCUCGGAACAAUUGACCAGGACGCUGGAAUCUGUCCAACACCUUCUCAACUCGGAUAACCUCACUCAGUACCGCUUUAACAGACCUGCCAGAUUCGCGCAGAGCAAGUCUCGUCCGACUCAGACUACUGCGACCCCGUCCAAGAACCAGCUCGGCUCCUUUGCAAAGAUGGUCCUCGACAAGACUAUUCCGUCUCACUACGCUGCAGAAAAAGCCAACCUACCUACGCCAUCUCCGGCACCGCUUGUCAAGCCACCAAAACCACAGUCUCAUGUUGCACCAGCGGUGACCACUUCUGUUCAGCCACAGCACAAUCAGAGUCUCCAUCAGUCAACAAUCCCGGUGCCACAAUCAUCUGCAAGGCAAUCUACCGUCCCUACGUCCAUAUCUCAGCCACAAAUCGCCGUUCCGAUCACUCUCUCAUCGGCUCCUUCGCCUCAUCAAUCCAGUCAAUCUGCAAAAGCCAAUGGUGUUCCUCAAGCGCACCCACAAAGUUCUCAGCCUAGUUCCCAGAGGUCCAGCAUCGCCGUUGUGAUACCCAAACCCCUCACAGAAGCACAACGUGCUCAGUAUACUCAUGUACCGGACACAAUCAGAGUCCUCAGCGCAUCGCAGACGUCAAAGACAGAUGCUCAAAAGCAUGCAGACUUUCAGGCCGAUCAACGACUGACUUCGGCAAGCAUUGCUCAGCAAGAAAAGGCAAAUUCUGCCGUGUCUAAGCUCAGAAACUUGAUAGCCGAGAUAUUCGAAGCCGAGGACCAGAUGCAGGCAGACACUUCUGGGAUGGUCUCCUCCAAUGCUGCCCGAUUCUUCAAUACCGACGACGCGAUUGAGGGCACACCAGUCCUGCAAGCGACAAUCCAAGCGCAACUUGAUAGUGCGCUAUACAAAGUCGUUGCAAAUGCCCGUCUUUCAAGCAUUGACGUCGGCGAUCUUGGCCGUAUACAACGUUUGUGUGACCAUGCUGCCACCGCUGCAGGUACGAUUAACUAUCGCAUCGACGGUGAUACACCGCAAGAGGUCGAUGAAUGGCUUCACGGCAUUGGUGUUGGAGAGCAAGGUUUGACUGCUUGCAAAACUUUACUGCGCAUUAUGACAGCUGGUCGUGAAGAGAAGCAGCUGUAUUCAGAAGAAACUCUUACGACUCUUUUGAACAGUCUCAUUCAUAUCGUCGAGACUUGCAUCAUCCCCAUAGUCGAGAUGAGAAGUAAUGGAGAUAUGGCGGAUGCCUUCAAACUCGCUUCUUCUCAAAGCAAGUAUCUCAAUCAAAUCUUGACUGCUUGCAUCCGAGUCAUCAAGCUGCUGGGCGAUCUCAUUGCAAAGACUGAUGUCGAUGAGCGCGCCAUCGUUUCUGCCGAAUUUAUUUGCAAGACGUUGGUCUUCGUCGAGAACGCAACGUCCGAGAAAGACUCUGCACUCGGUAUUCAGAGGUUUGAGACCGCUCGUAGAGCUGCAAUGGAUGUGCUUGCAAAGAUCUUCGCCCGUUACCCCGAACAAAGACAAUCGAUAUUCGACGAGAUCUUGACUUCUCUCGAGAAGCUCCCAGUAGGUCGACAAAGCGCUCGUCAAUUCAAAAUGGUCGAUGCAAAACCGAUUCAACUUGUGUCAGCUCUACUCAUGAGACUGGUCCAGACCAGUGCCACGCGUAUGGAAGUCAAGACGAAACACAUCUCUGAAGAAGCGAACAGUGAAGAGAAUGUCGACGAGGACUCUGGGUCUUCUGAAGAAGACGCUGAUGCAGACUCGGACUUCGACAAUGCGACAGAGAAGAAACAUCGACCUAAGCCGAAGCCCAGGCAAAAGAAACGAACGAGCGAGGGACCUGAAGAUCUGGCGUCUGUCACCAACCCUCUGUUCGAAGCAGCUUAUAGAGACGCCCAUUAUGUUGUCAAUUACAUGGUUCAGCGUGCUCUGACCUCGACAAAAUCAGGAGAUCAGCCGUACAGAAAUCUUCUUGACAUCUUCACUGAGGACUUUCUGAAUGUUUUAGGCAAUACUGAUUGGCCCGCAGCGGAGAUGUUCCUCCGUGUGCUCUUGGCCAAGAUGUUUGAAUUGUCAGAGAAUCACAAGGGUUCUGCUCCCUCAAAAGCCAUGGCUUUGGAGUUGAUGGGCGGCAUGGCCUCGCGCAUCACCGAACUACGUCUGCAAGCACAAUCGGCAUCUCGUCAACCCAACACAGAGCGCUCUGAAGUUACGGCCAAGCUUUUGCAGAUACAUGAGAGUAUUGUGGCAGAACAAAUUGAAGAGGACGAGUUGCUGUCUUUUGAUGGCCCGUAUAGAAUCGUGCUCGAAUAUCUCCAAGCUAGAGGCACGGAAAAUUCAGAGUUGCUGACUGCGCGUGGUUAUCAUACCAUCCAGUGGGCUAAACAAAUUCUCCAGCCCAGUUCUGAAACCACGAAGUCGGCAGAAGUUGAGAAUCGUCUCGCGUUUAUGAUCAAGGACACGACCUGGCUCGAAACGGAGUACGAUUUCAAAGCAGUGACUACAGAAGAUGGCAGAUUCGCAGCAGUCUUGAUUACCAUGAAUCUCCCUUUCUGUCGUGCCUUCAACAAGAUCUUUAGCAAGCUUCUUGGCACCAUGGCUGGCGACCAAGCUUCAUUGCGGAGCAAAAGCUUGAAGAGCAUCGAACAACUUCUGGAGAUGGAUCCUUCAAUCCUUGAUCAGGGAACGUUCUUCAUCAACAGCAUUAUCAGAUGUCUGCAAGACAACUCCACCCAGGUACGAGACUCUGCUCUUGGUCUGAUCGCUAAAUGUCUUUCGCUGCGUCCAAAACUAGAUACUAUGCUAUAUGAGCGCGUCAUCUUUCGAGCCCAGGACGCCAAUUUGCAUGUUAGAAAACGUGCAAUGAAGAUGUUGAAAGACAUGUACCUUCGCAACGACGCUUUGACUAUGAAAGCGUUGAUCGCCGACACUCUCAUAAGCAGAGUCAAUGAUGCCGAUGAGAGCAUUGUUGAGCUUGCCCGUCACACUUUCGAGGAUAUCUGGAUGACACCUUUCCAUACGGUUCCUGGUGCUGACCCCGACACGAUGAGAAAAAAGCUUCGUCUUCGCGAGCAGACGAGCUUGGUCAUCAACAUUGUCAAGCGAAAGACUGAAACUACAGAGGCAGUCCUGCCCGAACUCUUGCAGCAAAUUUUGUCAGACAAAUCCAAGACGGCUAAGGCCAAUACUGUGGUGUGCAAAGAGAUGGUAAAGCUUAUGUUCGACGCUAUCAUCGAUCCAAGCGAGCUUCCAGAAAGUCCCCCUCAACAAAACGUCCUGCAAACGCUCACCAUCUUUGCUGCGGCUAAUGCAAAGCUGUUCGCGCCCGAUCAGCUCCAGACCCUCCAGCCUUAUGUCAAGAAUCUCAGUUCCGAGGACAACCUGCUGGUAUACCGUUCGGCAAUUGUCAUUUUACGUCACACUCUGCCUCAUAUGAAGAAUCUUAACCGAGACUUCCUGGUUAACAUACAACAAGCUCUACUUGGAAGCUUUACUAGACUUCCACCAGCAGAGCUCAAAGAAGUUGCUACCUGCCUUUGGACUCUAGAUGGCGAACUCCACAAUACCGAAAGACUCGUGAAAGUUACACUUUCGCUCUAUGAUCAGAUCAAGCGAGGCUUGCCUGUUGAUAUGAACAGCAAUCAAGCCGCCGCUCAGAAGACAAGGCGGCUCAUCACCAUCGCUGGCCAUUUCGGAAAAGCUUUCAAUCUUGACUCACAUCUCAGUUCUUUCAAGGAGAAAUUCCCGGACUACAAGGGCGAACACGUAGCAUUCUUGGCCGUAGACUUGAUCUGCCCUUUCACAAGCCCAAAUCAGCCUAUGGUUCUUCGUCAAGCCGCACUUGAUAGUGUUUGCAUGCUAUGCCAGGCAUGGCCUGGUCAGUUGAUGCGUACUGAUGUCUGUAACGCCUUCAAGCUGGCCCUGGAGUCAGACGAUCAGCAACUACCAAUGACCAUGAUCGUAGGUCUCAAGGACUUUUACUGUGCUGGGGACAAGCCAGGCGAGUCAAGUCUAGUACAAGUCGGUACUGGUGUGGAGGCUGGCACGGAGCGGCUAGGGAAUACUUACAUAGCUACCGACCGUGACGGUGCAGCCACAUCUAUUGCUCAGCAAUUCCUAGCGAAGAUCCGCAACGUCGCUCUCACUUCGGCCGACGCCCUUGCUUUCAAUGCCGUCCAGGUCGUCGCUAGUAUUGGCCGCCAGGGUCUUGUCCAUCCCAAAGAGACCGGACCGUGCUUUAUCGCACUUGAAACCUGUCCAGAUGCGAAGAUAGCCGCUUUCGCCUUCCAGGAACACAUGGGGCUUUACAGCAAACACGAAGCGAUGUUUGAGAAAGAGCACAUUGGCGCUAUCCACCAGGCUUUUACGUACCAGCGAGAUGUAGCUAAAAGCGACCAGGGAUACACCGGUAGUCCACCAACUUCCAAAAUGCAUCAUUUCUGGGAGGUCAUCAAGACUGGAAAGGCGAAAAUUCGCAUCAAGUUUUUGACGGCAAUUUGCGGCAAAGCAGGAGUGGGCUUCGACAUGUCGAAGUUGGACAUGUCAGGCACUCUCCCUUCUCACGUCGCGUUCACCCGAUUCGUCUCGGAGAAUCUAGCCUUCUUCGACUAUGCCAAGUUCGACGAGCUCCAACACCUGAUUGACUGCAUCGAAAAGUUGAUGGCCAAUACUGGCACGCCUGUCGCUCACAUGGUUGACGUGGAUAUUCUCCGCGUCCUCAUCGAAAAAGACGUCCCCAUGAUUGAUUCUGAGAACGGUCUUCCGAACGAGACAGCUGCUAACGAAGGCCAAGGGAAGUCUGUUGCUCCAGGCCGUUUACGCGAGCUCACGGUAUAUGUCCAAGUUCUUCUCCUUCUAUGGGAGCUACGUACGUAUCUUCGUCGCCUCUGGAAUGUCAGCAGACAUCAGGCCGCAGCAACGAAAGGAAAGGCCAGCAAGGAAGUUGUCCGCGCACUACAACGCAUUCCAAAUUCCACCAACCUGACUGAGAGAUACCUUGCGCGUAAUCAAGAAAUCAUGAGAGCUUUAGAGACACCCGAAGGCCAACUCAAUCUUUGCAGCUCUUUCUCAGAGGUGAUGGCGGUGGAUAGUGAGCUCAAGGUCGACAAGGAGGAUGCAGAAGAAGAGAUGGAUACUUCGAUGACAAUGAACGGGGACGGUUAUGAGACCCCGAGCGAGAGAGGCGAGAGUGCCACACCCGGCAGCGGACAGAAGCGUGGUCGUAAGAGAAAGAGCAUAGACUCUUCGCAGAACACUCCAAGGAAGAAGGGACGACCAAGGAAGAACUCGAGUGUGCAAGGUCGCUCUGUCUCUUUCGCAUGA